Naegleria gruberi is the source of this 975-nucleotide messenger RNA. RefSeq lists its product as uncharacterized. Gene Ontology annotation, biological process: fatty acid metabolic process. The coding region runs from base 29 to 934 and encodes 301 amino acids. The record is from RefSeq and is a predicted model, not a curated record. The transcript has a single exon. Gene Ontology annotation, molecular function: NAD+ binding; oxidoreductase activity, acting on the CH-OH group of donors, NAD or NADP as acceptor. Lineage: Eukaryota; Heterolobosea; Eutetramitea; Acrasida; Naegleriidae.
CUCCGUCUCUCAACAUGUCGUCAGAAACAUGUCCAGUAGUACCACUACUCAUACACUCCCAACCAAAUUUUCCGUGAUUGGUGCUGGUCAAAUGGGUACUGGUAUUGCUGUUGUUGCAGCCAUGAAUGCCAAGGUUCCAUCUGUAAAUAUUCACGAUGUCUUUCCAUCAAGUAUUGAAAAAUCAAAGAAAUUUAUUGAAUCACUCUUGGAUAAAUAUGUUCAAAAGGGAACAUUGACUCAACAAGAAAAGGAAAUUAUUCUUGGAGAACGUUUGUCAUUCUCAUCAGGAACUGAUCUUUCUCCUAUGGCUGAUAGUCAAUUUGUUGUUGAAGCUGCCACUGAAAAUACUGACUUGAAAUUGGGUUUGUUCAAGGAUCUUUCCGAACUUGUUCACUCCAAGCCAUCAUCAUCUCCAACAAUUCUUGCUACUAAUACUUCAUCUAUUUCUAUCACAAAGAUUGCUGCUGUUGCUAAGGAUCCAACAACUAUUAUUGGUAUGCACUUUAUGAAUCCUGUUCCAGUUAUGAAACUUGUUGAAUUGAUUAGAGGUUUGCAAACAUCAGAUGCUACCUAUGAACGUACUGUUCAAUUGGCAGAAGCAAUGCAAAAGACUUGCACUCUUUCUAUCAAGGAUUCUCCUGGCUUUAUUGCUAAUCGUAUUUUGAUGCCUUAUAUUAAUGAAGCUGUCAAUGUUUUGCAUGAAGGAAUUGCCACUAAGGAAGAUAUUGAUAAGACUAUGAAAUUGGGUACUAAUGUUCCAAUGGGUCCAUUGACUUUGGCUGAUUUUAUUGGAUUGGAUACUUGUUUGGCUAUCAUGAGAGUUUUGUACACUGAAUUUGCUGAUUCUAAAUACAGACCUUCUCCAUUGUUGGUCAAGAUGGUUGAAGCUGGUUGGUUAGGUAAGAAGACUGGUAGAGGUUUCUACACUUAUUAAUGGGUUAUUUUCAGUAAUUAAAUUUUGUUUGAGUUUAUUCU